Molecule: messenger RNA, 3641 nt
Organism: Tachyglossus aculeatus (Australian echidna)
Lineage: Eukaryota; Metazoa; Chordata; Mammalia; Monotremata; Tachyglossidae
Gene: DZIP1
Product: DAZ interacting zinc finger protein 1
Exons: 22
Coding region: 402-3002 (866 amino acids)
Biological process (GO): cilium assembly
Cellular component (GO): cytoplasm; ciliary basal body
Source: RefSeq, a predicted model, not a curated record
GUGCCUCCAAUUCUCCCCGGCUCUCCGAGGGAAAAAUGGCACUUCUCCAGCGCAUUUCUUCCCCGGCAAGUUGAAACCUGAUGUCACUGUGGUGUGGAUGCAGAAGAGAGUCUACGCUAUGUCGAGAAGCUUAAAUGUGCUGGUGGGACAUGGAAGACAUGGAAGUGGGGCUGGCUUGGAGGCAAGAGGAAGUGUGGAAUUCCAAGUUUAAUGAGAGGGCUCCCGGACGCCGAACCCCGCGGCCCGGGGCGCUGCCAUAGCAACGGGAGGGACCAGCAGGGCCUAACUUGCCAACGCCGCCUGUCUCUGCGGCUGGGAGCCAGGGGACCACCACGACGACGGCGAGGAAGAGGAGGGGAGGAGAAGGCGGACCCCAGACCCCAGCUCCAUCCUGCGCGCCCAUGCCGUUUCAGAAGCACGUUUACUUCCCAUUGGCCGUCGGGGCGGAGGCCGCAGAGGGGAUGGCAGCGGGGCUCGGGCCCGCUCUCGCUCCCGGCCCGGGCCCCGUCCCCUUCUUCCAGUUCCGACCCCGGCAGGAGAGCGUGGACUGGAGGCGGCUCGGCGCCAUCGACGUGGACAAGGUGGCCGGCGAGCUGGACUUCCUCACCUUGCAGGAGAACAUGGCCAACAUCACCUUCUGCAAGCUGGAGGACGAGAAGUGCCCCCACUGCCAGGCCGGGCUGGACCCCGUGCUGCUGAAGCUGAUCCGGCUGGCACAGCUGACCAUCGAGUACCUGCUGCAUUCCCAGGAGUUCCUCACCACCCAGCUGCAGGGCCUGGAGCAGCGGCUGCGCCGCAGCCUCGCCGACGGCGAGCAGGGCAAGAGGGCCCUGGCCAAACAAGCCGCCGACAUCAAGCUCCUCAAGGACGAGUGCCGGCGCCGCAAAAAGCUCAUCUCCACCCAGCAGCUGAUGAUCGAGGCCAAGGCCAGCUAUCACCAGUGCCAUUUUUGUGAAAAGGCUUUUAUGAACCAAGCUUUUCUCCAGAGUCAUAUUCAGCGACGACAUCCUGAAGAUAUUCACAUAGCAGACUUAAAGAAGAAGGCCCAGACAGAAAAAUUGCAAAAUGAGAUUGAUGUGUUGAAAGAACAACUACAACUCACUAAAUCUCAGUUAGAGGCUGAGCAACAAGCUCACAUGGUCAAAUUUUCUAAGGAGUAUGAGAUCCAGAAAACAAGAGAAGAAGAAAUUCUGAAAUCAUUUGAUAAAUGGAAAGAGGAAGAAAAAGAGAAGCUUGUAGAUGAAAUGGAAAAAGUUAAAGGGAUGUUUAUGAAAGAGUUCCAAGAAUUAACAACAAAGAAUUCAGAAUUAGAAAAUCAAUUAUUAGAGAUACAGAGGUCCAAUAUGCAAGUAAAAUCCAAUAUAGGGACGCUUAAAGAUGCCCAAGAGUUUAAUGAAGAUAGACCUCAGUGUUCUCAGGACUUUCAAUAUAUGCUGCAACUUCUUGACAAUCAGGAAAUCAAGUGGAAUUCUAGAGUACAAGCCCUUCAUGAAGAACAUAAAAAAGAAAAGGGCCAGCUCCUGUCACAUAUAGAAAAACUCCAAGCAUCAACAAUAGUAGACCUAAAUGCGAGCAAUGUUUUCUAUAAGAAAAGGAUAGAGGAACUAGGGCAGAGACUUCAAGAACAAAAUGAAUUGAUUAUUACUCAGAAAAAACAGAUUAAGGCAUUUUCCAGUAAGCCAUUAAAAAGCAACAGAGGACAGAAUGUAAGUCUUUCAACGUGGCAAACUUCAGAAGCCAAAUCGAGUACACCAACCUUGCACAUUAAUGCCCCAGCACCUCAGGCUUUGGACCCAAAAUCCAGUCCAACAGUACCUGUAGAACAGGCAUUUUCGUCGCACAUACUGGAACCAAUAGAGGAACUUUCAGAGGAGGAAAAAGGGAAAGAGAAUGAAUUGAAAUUAAAUAACAGUAAACUGCAUUUAAUAAAUGCUUUGAAGACUAAUCCUUCCCUAACUAAGGAAUUACGUACCGUUUUAGAACAGACGUUGGUAGAGAAACUGGAAUCCUUGGGAAUUAAAGCAGGGGUACGUGGAAUUCCAAGCGACAUCUUGAAUCGUGUGUUAGUAUCUGUGGAAUCUGCAAGAGAAGAGAGGGAAAAGCAAGUACCUAACAUUCAGCAAAUUCGAGAACACCUUGAACAUCAAGUGAGCUGUAAGAUUGAGGAGAGAGCAUCACUGUCUUCAAAUAGAUCUGUUUCCACUUCUCAUAUCAAUUCUGCAGAUAUAAGGAGGGUGUCACAGUUGGAAACUACUUCACCUUUAGAAUGGCCAAAACUGACAAAGCAGUCUUUGAAAAUCAAAUGCUCGAUGAAACAAAGACCUGUUGUUACUGAGAGGACGUCAACACCAAAAACCAGGAAAAAUACGUUAGGAGAUGACUUUCCAAAAAAAUCUUCUAGUGUUACGACCCCUCCAUUUAGCUCAGAGGAGGAGUUUGAUGAAGAAAUGAUUGUCCAGUCGUAUGUGUACCCCGAAUUACUUCAGCAGCCAUCAUCUAAAACUGUGGUGAAUAACUUUGGAAAGGACAUUAACAAAAGUGAUUCUGAUUGGACUGAAGAAAGUGAAAUUGAAGAGCUUGAAGCACCGUCCAAGCCUCCAAGAAGCAUGAGCAUCAGAAAGUUAACUGAAAAGGUUGAAAAGACAUUGUCAAGUCAUGGAAGUUUGAAUAAGGCAAUUGGUGGGAUUAAUGUUACUCAGGCAUUUAUGAAAAAGGAAGUAAUAGACGACAAAGAGGAGUUAAAGUUUGCAGAUGUGAAUGAUGAUGAUUGGGAUAUAUCAUCUUUGGAAGAAGAAAAAUCUUUGGGAAAAGCAGUUGGAAAAGAUCGGAGUGGAUCAGUCCCUACCAAAGAUGAAGCGGAUAAUCCCCAUGUUACCAAGGCGUGGGGGUCCCACACUCCAAAGGAGCCAAAGGGUGAAGGACUUCAUGAAGCUGAUACAGUAAGCACGUUAAAGAGCAGCGUGGUGACUGUAACAGACUGGAGUGACUCUUCGGAUAUGUAACUGUCAGAUCCCAAUUUUCUGGUGAAGUAGCCAGGCUCCGGUAAAGAGUCUAGUCCAACUCAUGUUCUUUACAGUAUUUCGCACAAAAAGGGUUAUUCAGAGAAAGAGUAACUUGAAGCGCAUUUAAGAAUAGUUACCGAGACAAACAGUAUUUGAAGCAACUUGUUGGCUUUCCCAUAAAUUGUUUUCUUCUGAAAGGUACUUGUGGUUUUAUUUUCACCAAACAAUUUUUAAAAUGCUUUUUUGUUGUUGCCUUUGUUUUUAGCCUUGGGUGUAUUUUGUCUUUUAAAUAACACAAUUUAAUGUGAUUUAAAUUAUUAUAUGCUUUGUUAUACUCAGUGCUGUAGUUCAGAAUACAAUUUUGGUGAUAGUCCUUAAAAAUAAACACCAAAAGAAUGUGACUUGAAAUAAUAAACUGAUUAUUUUUAUAUGUAAACUUGAACACCUUCAAAAAACAUAGCUAGACAUAACCAUAGGCUUGGUUAAUAGAAUGCAGCCAAAGCCCAUAUGUAAGUAUCUCUGAAACAUGAAAUCAUGCUUCCAGAUUAGCACGAUUAUUUUCAUACCUCUAAAUUAUUGCCACACCUGUAUUUAAUUUGGACAUGACAAAACUACAAUUUUUAUAUCACGGAUUAAGUU